AUGGACGGUGCACCGGUCGAGACCGAUCCGCGCGCGAUCUGGCAGCGUUUCGCCGAGAACUGGCAUCUGUUCCGCGGCACGCCGACGCGGCUGUGGCUGGACUAUACGUUCGAGAAGCUGUUCGGGCUGACCGAGCCGCUGAGCGCCGCGACCGCAACUGAGGCCUACGAGCAGAUUGACGCCUGCCUCAAGCGCGACGAAUUCCGGCCGCGCGCGCUUUUCGAGCGGUUCAACAUCGAGGUGAUCAGCACCACCGAGGGCGCGCUCGAUCCGCUCGAACAUCACCGGGCGAUCGCAGAAAGCGACUGGCAGGGCCGUGUGGUGACAACCUACCGGCCCGAUGCGGUGAUCGAUCCCGACCAUGAAAGCUUUUCCGGCGCGCUCGAUGCGUUCGGCGAGCUGACGGGCUGCGAUACGGGACGCUGGCCGGGCUAUCUGGAUGCCCAUCGUGUCCGCCGCGCCUUUUUCCGCAGCCAUGGCGCGACGGCCACCGACCACGGGCUCCAAUCGGCUCGGACCGCCAACCUGUCGGGUGCCGACGCACAAGCAUUGUUCGACCGUAUCCGGUCGGGACGGGCGGGCGAGGGCGAUGCCGACCUGUUUCGUGCGCAGAUGCUGACCGAGAUGGCGAAGAUGAGUGUCGAGGACGGCAUGGUGAUGCAGAUCCACCCCGGCUCGGUGCGCAACCAUCAUGGCGGCGUGUUCGAGACCUACGGCCGCGACAAGGGUUUCGACAUUCCGGCCGCCAUCGACUACGUCCACGCGCUGCGGCCGAUGCUCGACGCGGUGGGCAUGGAGCCCGGCCUGUCGGUGAUCGUCUUCACGCUGGACGAGACCAGCUAUGCGCGCGAACUGGCGCCGCUCGCCGGCGUCUACCCCUCGCUGAAGCUGGGACCGGCCUGGUGGUUCCAUGACAGCCCGGAGGGCAUGCGGCGCUUUCGCGAGAUGACGACGGAGACGGCGGGCUUCUACAACACGGUCGGCUUCAAUGACGACACACGCGCCUUCCCUUCGAUCCCGGCGCGCCACGACAUCGCCCGGCGGGUCGAUUGUGCGUUCCUUGCGCGGCUCGUGUGCGAUCACCGCCUGCGCGAGGACGAGGCGUUCGAGCUGGCGCGCGAGCUGACGGUGGACCUGCCGAAUGAGCCGAUCCGCCUGACCAAAGACACUGUUGACCAUGCCGCCGCGCGCCGGCCCGGCUAUGACCGCGCAAGGGUUACGCCCGGCAUCGUGCAUCUGGGCGUCGGCAAUUUCCAUCGCGCUCAUCAGGCCGUUUUUAUCGACGAUUGCCUGGCGUCGGACGGAACGUGGGGCAUUCGCGGCGUAUCGAUGCGCCGGCCCGACAUGCGCGAUGCGCUGGCGCCGCAGGAUGGUCUCUACACGCUGGCAGUCAAGGACGGCGCGUCCACCGAAGCCCGCAUCGUCGGGUCGAUCCUCGAUGUGCUGGUCGCGACCGAGGGUGUCGAGCCGGUGCUGGCCGCGUUGACCGAUCCGGCAACGCGGAUCGUCAGCCUGACGGUGACGGAGAAGGGCUAUUGCCGCGAUCCGGCGACCGGCGAUCUCGAUCCGGACAACGCGGUCAUCAAGGCCGAUCUGGCCCGCCCCGGUCGACCGGCAACGGUGCCGGGGCUUCUGGUCGAAGCGCUGCGCCGGCGGCGACAGGCCGGUGUUGCCCCUUUCACCGUUCUGUCCUGCGACAACCUUCCGUCCAACGGCAAAACGCUGGGCCGGAUCGUCGGCCAGUACGCCGCGCUUGCCGACAACGCUCUUUGUGAAUGGAUCGCCGGCCAUGUCGCCUUUCCGUCCAGCAUGGUCGACCGGAUCGUGCCGGCGACGAGCGAUGCGGACCGGGCUGAGGUCGAGGCCUUGAUCGGUCUCGAAGAUGCCUGGCCGGUCGUCACCGAGCCCUUCACGCAAUGGGUCAUCGAGGACAUUUUUCCAGCAGGCCGGCCCGAUCUCGCCGCGGCCGGCGCCGAACUGGUGACCGAUGUGGAACCCUUCGAGCGCAUGAAGCUGCGCAUGCUCAAUGGCGCCCAUUCGACGCUGGCCUAUUUCAGCCAGCUUCUCGGGCACGAGACGGUGGCCGAUGCCAUGGCGGAUGACGCGCUUGCGCGGCUCAUCGCGCAGGUGAUGGGCGAGGCUGCCGCGACGCUCGAUCUUCCGGCCUCCGACCUUGCGCGCUCCGGGACCGCGCUGCGGACCCGGUUCCGCAACCCGGCGCUGAAGCACAGGACCGCGCAGAUCGCCAUGGACGGCAGCCAGAAGAUCCCGCAGCGGCUGCUCGGCACGAUCGCCGACGCACAUGCUGCGGGCAAGCCGUGGGAUGGCCUGGCAAGCGGCGUGGCGGCCUGGAUCGCCUUUCUUCGGCAAGGUCCGGUCGACGAUCCGAUGGCCGGCCGGUUUUCGGCGCUCGCCGCCCGUCAUGCCGAUCCGGUACGCCAUGCCAAUGCGGUGCUCGAUCUGCGUGAGGUCUUCGGCACGCUGUCGGAUGCCGACUGGUUCACAAGCCGGAUGCGGUCGCUUGUCCAGACCAUGGCCGACGAAGGUCCGCGCGCGGUCCUGCCGCAAUGA
Effrenium voratum is the source of this 2571-nucleotide messenger RNA. The record is from the annotation of a GenBank genome assembly. Lineage: Eukaryota; Dinophyceae; Suessiales; Symbiodiniaceae.